AUGAGAUCAAGCUCUAAAUGCUUUGAGAGUUCAAAAAAGGUCAAAUGUGAUGAAGGGAUUGACAGAAUCAAUAGCUUGCCAGAUAAAAUACUUGUGCAUAUACUUUCCUUUCUUCCAACAAAGCAUGCAGUGGGCAGUAGCAUUUUAUCACGCAGGUGGCGCUAUCUUUUCACUCUAUUAACCAACUUUGAUUUUGACGAGACACUCACAUUUGGUCCUAAUGAUCAUAUUGGAAAACUUGCAGUGGCUAAAGCUCGCAUACUCCAAAGCCUUGGUAUAGAGGGUUUGAAGUGGUGUAGCACUUUCAAGGAUUUUGUGGAUAGAGUUUUAAUGCUCUGCAAGUCCACACACAUCAGUAGCUUUCGCCUAAAAUGUGGUUUGGGAUUUGACUGUUCAAAUGUCAAUUCAUGGAAACAGGUUGCUCUACAUCGUGGAGUUACAGAGCUUGAUAUCUCAACACUUGCAUAUGAAUCAAGUGUGCUGCCAUUAUCUCUUUUCGUAUGUGAAACACUGGUGUCACUAAAGAUAGGUGGAGAGUUUGAAAUGAAAUUUCCUGCUUGCCUUUUGCCUCAUCUCAAAACUCUACAACUCCAUUCUGUUACAUUUUCUGAAGCCUGCUCUCUCAACAGGCUCAUUUCUGGCUGUCCUGUACUUGAGGAUUUAGUCCUUGCAGGCUCAUGGCAAUAUGUUGAAACUAUCAACAUUUCUUGCCCUUGGCUAACCAGUUUGACUAUGGACUUCAGUGACAUAUUUAUGUCUUGCUACCAUAGAACUAGUGUUGUGCUCGAUCUUCCCAAUUUGCUGCAUUUUAACUAUGUGGAUUACUUGGCAGAGAAAUACUGCAUAAAGAAUAUUAAGUCCCUCAAGGAUGCUCGUAUUGACAUUUUGUUGGACAUAGAAAAUGCGGAUUGGUUGACUUUCAGUGAUUCAGUUUUAGGACUCAUGAAUGGAGUCUCUAGUGCCAGGCAUCUGUACUUGUCUGAACUUGGAUGGAGUCGAUGUAUUAACUGGAGAGACGUAUUGCCUGACAUUCUGCAUAGCUCACCUAUGCUUGAGCAUCUCGUCUUUCCUGAGAUACUUCUAAAUCGUGUACUUGAUGAUGACUACGAGGAUAAGAAAUUUUGGAGCAGACUGCGAAAAUCACCCUACUGUCUUUCCUCAAGCCUCAAGACUAUUACUAUAGACUGCUUUCAUGGGUUUAAUGAAGAGCUGGAGAUAGCAAAGUAUCUUGUCAGACAUGGGAAGGUUUUGACAAAGCUGAUUAUAUACUGGCAAAUUAGCUCGAAGAAAGAGUAUCAAGACCUGAUGAAGUUGUUGAAGAUUGGAAGAUUAGCCACCAAAGAAUGUGCAAUUGAAGUAGGGGGAUACUAA
Chenopodium quinoa (quinoa) is the source of this 1371-nucleotide messenger RNA. Its product is annotated as F-box protein At4g22280-like. Bases 1 to 1371 code for a protein of 456 amino acids. Lineage: Eukaryota; Viridiplantae; Streptophyta; Magnoliopsida; Caryophyllales; Amaranthaceae. The transcript has 3 exons. The record is from RefSeq and is a predicted model, not a curated record. Gene Ontology annotation, molecular function: protein binding.